AUGCCCAUGAUGCGGGCUGCCGGCCCCGAGCCGGGGGAUUGUGCUCGGAGUUGUGCGAGAGUGGAAGAUGCCCUUACUGGUGCUCUCCCCCAGUUUGCCGGUUGGUGGAUUGACACAGUGAGGACCGGCUGUCUUGGGCUGUGCGGCUUGGUGAGACGGCUGGGUACUGAGACGCUGAGAAGCGAGUGUGGUGAGCGCAGCGAGCGCGAUGAGAGUGAGGGCGGCGUUGAGGGCUUGCAAGAAGGCGAGCGCUGGCGUGAGGAUUUUGCCCAACUUCGAUGUGAUUUCAGGCGGCGAUCCAGACGAUUGGAAAAGCUGGAGAACCAAAUGCAUGCAGUGACAUCAAGCUGCAUAGAAGCCCAGCACCACUUGGCCAGCCUCACCCGAGAGCGUGAUUUGCUGAUAGACUGCGUUCAGGAGCUGCUCUUGCUUACUUCAGACGGGCAGGACCUCGCGAAUCGGCAUUGUGCCCCUUUGAAAGCGCGGGUUGCAUGGCAAAGCAGAGAUGCCGAUCCGAAUGAACCGGUAGCCAAAGACGUUGCCACCGGAGGAUCUCAAUCUUGGGCCACGCCUCGUUCGCAAUCUGCGAGGAAUGGCAACUCUGCCCGAGGCUUUCUGAAAGCUCCGCAAGAUUCGAGGAGGGUUCGCUUUGAUGACAAGCUUCAGGAGUCGCCCAGAGUCCCACGGCAGCCGCCAGACAGGUACAGCGCUUGCUCGUUGCAUCGUAAUCCAAUCCUGAAGCAUCGCCCGACCUCAGCAAGCACUGGCACCGGGGCCUCUGCAGUGGACACAAGGAGAUCCGAGCACAGCGCAGAGCAUGAGGCGAUGCAGCAAGACGGGGUGGUCACAGAUGAGCCCGAUGCAAAGCGAGAACUCCAGCCCGGCGAGGGUUCGAAGUGCCCUAGCUCAAAGGACGUCCAGACUCGGCACAGCGCAGAGGCAACAGUGUAA
This is a messenger RNA of Symbiodinium natans, 951 nucleotides long. The record is from the annotation of a GenBank genome assembly. Lineage: Eukaryota; Dinophyceae; Suessiales; Symbiodiniaceae.